Molecule: messenger RNA, 1133 nt
Organism: Durio zibethinus
Lineage: Eukaryota; Viridiplantae; Streptophyta; Magnoliopsida; Malvales; Malvaceae
Source: RefSeq, a predicted model, not a curated record
ACCAAUCUUUUUUACUCCAAAUCUCUUAAAGAAAAAGGAAAAGGCUAGUGACAAAGAAGCCAACAAACAACUUCACACCACCAAAAGCUUUAGAUUGGAUUUGUUAUCACAAAACAAAACCUAUACCCUCCAAAAAAGCUUACAAUACAAAUGGAAGAGAAGGAAAAGAAGAAGAACAAGAACAAGAAGCAAAAACAUCAACACCCCAAUGAUCAGACCAGCAAACCAGCAGCUGCAUCAGAUUUUUCAUUCAAGCCAAGCACUGAAGUAAAGGGUCUAAGAUUUGGUGGACAGUUCAUUGUAAAAUCAUUCACAAUCAGAAGAGCAAGGCCUCUUGAGCUGCUGAAACUACUUGAUUUCCCACCAUUGUUAAACAAACCCAACAACAGCAAACUCCCUUUCCCUUCAGCCACAGCUUUCUUGCCUACAAACUUCACAAUUUUGGCUCACCAUGCCUGGCAUACACUUACCCUGGGGCUUGGAACAAAGAAAUCCAAAGUUGUUUUAUUUGUUUUUGAGUCAGAAACCAUGAAGCUGGCAGUGGAUAGGAUUUGGCCACCAGAGAUUCCUCUUGGAGAAGAGAACAAGAAGCUGAUAAGGGGUCUAACAGGCUGUGAAAUGGCCAGGUUCAAGUUCAGAAAAGGGUGCAUCACUUUCUAUGUUUAUGCAGUGAGGGGUAUUGGAAACAUGGGAUUUUCUUGUGCUGAUGAUCUCAGAUCAAUUUUACAAUCUGUUGUAGCACUCAAGGAUUUCUUGGAUCACACUGCUAUGCUUGCCAUGCCUAACCAGAGAAGCAUCAGCUACUGCCCUCCAGUUGCCAUGGCUCACUAAUUUCAUGUUCUUCGAACAGAAACUUACCUCAGUUGGCCGAUGCAGUCAUAUAUUGAGCAAUCUCCAUUGUAAAAAAAAAAAAGUUUCAUAUUCUUCUUAUUUUUUCUUCAAUUUUGAAAUAUUUUUCUUCAUGAGGGGAUUGGUUUAUUUGUUGGAAGAUCUUGUUCAUGUUAUAAAAUUCCUUAAUCUUUUUCCAUUUUUCCUCGAACAGAUUUGUAGUAUGAAUAAAUUUGGAGUCUUUUUUUUUUUUUUUUUUCUCUUCACAGUUUAAUGAUCAGAAGUCUCUGUAAAAAUUAUUUUCU